AUGUCUGAGUUGCCAGAGAUCCACAACUUUGCGCGAACGAUACAGGAGCAGGCGGCCCACCGCACGUUCAAUCGCAUCGUACAGCCGCGUAUAGCCGAGCCCAAAUGGCCGCGAAUCGACUCGCGGGGGCCCUUCGAAGCGCAGGCCCCCUUCACCCUGUCUGCCGUCGCUCGCGGCAAGGAGCUGCAGCUGACCAUGGUCCUCCCGAACGACCGCUUCGAAGUCGAGGGUCAGAGCGGCAGCAGCAGCUUCAACAAUAGCAACAGUGGAGGCCUAGCCCAGGGUUAUUCGUUCGGGCUAACCCCGAGGGCGUCGAUGUCGGUGAUGCCCGCCACCACCAAAACCGCACCUCUGCUCAGGGCGGCACUGGCUGUGGACAGCGGCGGAGUGUAUUCGACGACGACAAAGCUGCUGCUGCUCAUGUCGAUCCUGUUCAAGGAGGGCAAGAUCGAGGCGGCGGACAAGGACUGGCUCAAGGAGAUCGUGGUGGCCGGUGGCGGUCGCCAGGGUGGCGAGGGGAAGGCGGUGCAGUGGCUGAAGAAGCUCGAGGCCUGCCUGGAGUACUUUGAAGCCGAAAACGACCUCGACGAGGUGGGCGAGACCAUGCGCAUCCUGACCAGAUGCUACGUCCUCGCCUCCGCCCACAACGACGGCGUUCAGUACCCAUUCCGCAGGGGUCUCGAGACAGCUGGCUCUCGUCAGUUGGCCCAAAUGGGGUCGCUCCUGCAAGUUGACCAGCAGUCCUACAUCAAUCCGAAUCAGUUUCACCAGGUGGCCCAAACGGGAUUGCUCCUGCAAGCGGUCCAGCAGUACGCGCUGCUCUCGCGAGCCGAGGACCCUGUCUCGUGCCUUGACGUCAAUCCGAAACAGUAUCAUCGAAUCCUGAAGCGGCGACAAGAACGGACGAAGCUGGAGGCCAAAUACCAGAUCAUGCCACGCAGGGUUCGACUUUCAUCCCGGCCCUCCGUCUUUCAAUAA
This is a messenger RNA of Acanthamoeba castellanii str. Neff, 978 nucleotides long. RefSeq lists its product as uncharacterized. NCBI's taxonomy places the organism in Eukaryota, Discosea, Longamoebia, Acanthamoebidae. Bases 1 to 978 code for a protein of 325 amino acids. The record is from RefSeq and is a predicted model, not a curated record. The transcript is spliced from 2 exons. Gene Ontology annotation, biological process: regulation of DNA-templated transcription. Gene Ontology annotation, molecular function: DNA-binding transcription factor activity.